Messenger RNA from Amphimedon queenslandica, 1615 nucleotides. RefSeq names its product bleomycin hydrolase-like. The transcript has 8 exons. The coding region runs from base 44 to 1420 and encodes 458 amino acids. The record is from RefSeq and is a predicted model, not a curated record. Gene Ontology annotation, cellular component: cytoplasm. NCBI's taxonomy places the organism in Eukaryota, Metazoa, Porifera, Demospongiae, Haplosclerida, Niphatidae. Gene Ontology annotation, biological process: proteolysis; response to toxic substance; L-homocysteine catabolic process. Gene Ontology annotation, molecular function: cysteine-type aminopeptidase activity.
UCGCUUGCCACGCCCAUAGAUAACCCAAGAACAACAAAGCAAGAUGGAUUCCUUUCAAGAAGUUACUCCUGAGCUGAUACAGGAAUUGCACAAAAGCUACAAAGAGGAACCCAAAUAUGAAGUGGCAAGGAACUCUGCCGUUAAACAAGGGCUACUGGACAGCAUGAUAGACCAUGAUAAGCUUAAGGGACGCGUUCAUGUCUACAAUUGUGGAGUAAUGGAAGAAGGGAAGCCAGUUACGAACCAAAGGUCCUCCGGGAGGUGCUGGUUGUUUGCUUUCCUCAACGCUGUGAGGAUCCCUUUCAUCAAGAAGUUUGAUCUCUUUGAUUUUGAGUUCAGUCAGGCUUACCUCUUCUUCUGGGACAAGAUAGAGCGAACCAACUACCUCCUUGAGGUCUUCAUACAAACCAGACGUGAGCCUCUAGAGGAGCGUCUCAUGGGGUUUCUUCUCACUGAACCUUACAAUGAUGGUGGGCAGUGGGACAUGAUUGUCAACCUUGUCAAAAAGUACGGUUUGGUACCCAAAGUGUACUACCCCGAGACCCAUAGCUCAGAGGCUAGUCGUAAUUUGAACAAGAUAAUUUCUAACAAGCUUCGCGAGUAUUGUUGCAGAUUGCGAGGUAUGACUGAAGCUACUGAUGAAGAGCUAAGGAAAGAGAAGCUGUCCAUGUUGAAAGAGACCUAUAGGAUCUGUGUCAUAGCUCUUGGUGUCCCGCCCACUACCUUUGAUUGGGAAUACAAGUCCAAGCAAGGACACUACUAUAAGUACUAUCCUAAUCUAACUCCAAAAUCCUUUUACGAAGAUUACGUGAAGCAAGUUUUUGAUGUUGAGUCUAAGAUUUGUCUUAUCAAUGAUCCAAGACCAGCUCAUGAUUUCCAUCGCCUCUACACUGUGCAGUAUCUUGGUAACAUGAAGGAAGGAUACCCAGUGAGGUACGUUAAUCUGAGCAGUGAUGAUCUCAAGAAGUACGCCAUUGCUUCUCUUAGAGACAAAGAGCCUGUAUGGUUUGGUUGUGAUGUUGGUGCCCAUUUGCAAAGGAAGAGUGGUCUCAAUGACCUUGAAGUAUAUGAUACCAUGCUUCAUUUGGGAGUCUCCAUACUUGGAAUGACUAAAGCACAGAGGCUCCAGUAUGGAGAGUCACUCAUGACUCAUGCCAUGCUCAUCACUGCAGUACAACUGAAGGACCAGUCUGCCUCACAAGUAGGCACUGUUCCUGUACGCUGGAGAGUAGAGAACUCCUGGGGUACUGACUGUGGCCAGUAUGGAUACCUCAUGGCAACCGAUGAUUGGUUCACUGAGUACGUCUAUGAAAUAGUCGUUGAUAAGAAAUAUGUUCCCCAAGAGAUUGUUGAUGUAUUGAAGCAAGAGGCAGUAGUCCUUCCUCCGUGGGAUCCAAUGGGGGCUCUCGCCUCCAACUAGACGUUUAUAGUGCUACUAGUAUUGUUUUUAGUAACUUAUUUUAUAGACUGGAAUCUUUCUUUGUAUUGUGUAGGUUGAUUUUUAUUUUCUUAUCAAAGUUUACCUUAACCGUGUGCGUGUACUAGUACAUUAUGUUCAUUCUGGCUGUCCUGUUUAUUUCUCAAUUUUGAGUUAUAUACUUUUUGGAAUCUAAAA